AGAAUGUUGAUUGAUAUGGAGGAGAAAGGAAUUCCCCCAAAUGUUCACAACUUUAACAUUUUGGUCAAUUCAUUUUGCAAGCAAGGAUCCAUAAAAGACGCGGAACUUGCUGUGCAAACAAUGGUACGAAGAGGUAUACAUCCCGAUGUAAUCACUUUUAGUGCACUAAUUGACGGAUACUGUUUACGUGGUGAAGUAGAUGAAGCAAAAAAAGUGUUAGAUUGCAUGGUGGAGAACGAUAUUACACCUAACAUAGUUACCUAUAGCAGCCUGAUAAGUGGAUACUGCAAGAAGAAGAAAAUUGAUGAGGCGAUGAUUCUUUUUCGGGAAUUAAAAGACAAGGGUUUGACUCCAAAUGUUGUUACCUACAGUACUCUAUUACAAGGUUUAUUUGAAUCCAAUUAUCCCGCAGCGGCUAAAAAACUCUUCAGUGAGAUGCAAGCCAAGGGUGUAACUCCAGAUAUAUAUACUUAUGGAAUCUUGUUUCAUGGAAUGUGCCAAAACUCUCAGGUUUCUGAUGCACUAGUUCUCUUUCGUAUGCCCAAAAAUACUGAAUUGAUGAAACAUGCAGGGUUGUAUACUAUUUUAAUCGAUGGGUAUGGCAAAUCUGGGAAGCCUGACAUGGCAAUGGACCUGUUUGAUGAACUUCUGAUAAAAGGAGUUAAGCCGGAUAUAAAGACGUACACGGUGAUGUUACGUGUGCUUUGCCAAGAAGGGUUAUUCGAUAAAACUAAAGAAAUGUUUUCUAAGAUGAAACAGAAUGGGUGUUUUCCGAAUGCUGUUGCAUACAAUGUUAUUAUUCAAGAGUUGCUGAGGAAAAAUGAGUGUGGACGGGCUGAGAUAUAUCUGGAGGAAAUGUUCAACCGGGGUUUCUUGCCUGAUAGUACCACUUUUGAGAUGUUGCUUCACCUAAUACUAAAUGUAAGACAAGAUUCCCGUAUGCGAACUCUCAUUCAGAAGCUUGUAAGUAUAGAGGAAAAGACGCUAAUUGAGUAUAUACACAAACAAGAAAAAAAAAACAACGUUCUAAUUUAUUACCUUAUAGUACUACUAUCUUUGCAAUUGAACAAAAAAUUUCUUAAAAUCUUCACAAGUGAACAAAUUUCUCACUCAUGUUCAAAAAUCAAAAUGAUACAUGCAAGAACUUCCAAUGUAUUGUUCGUGAGACAUUACACUGCUACUGGUCCCCUUAAAUUCACCAAGCUCCAUGAUGCCCUCCAAAUGUUUGAUGAAAUGCUUCUUAGACAACCUCGACCUUCUAUCGUCGAAUUUAAUAAGCUAGCUACCGCUGUUGUUAAGAUGAAACAUUAUUCCACUGCUCUUUCCCUCUUUAGACAAAUACAUUUGAUGGGUAUUGCUUCUAAUAUGUAUACAAUCAACAUUUCUAUGAACUGCUAUUGUCGUCUAAAUAAAGUUGGUUUUGGUUUUGCCUUGUUAGCCACCAUCUUCAAACAAGGUCAUUCCGCUAAUUUAUCGACUUAUACCACCCUCAUUAAUGGGCUUGUUCUAAGUGAUCGGGUUUUUGAAGCCGUGGAGUUAUUCAAGAAACUGCUUCGAGACAAAACAUGUGAGCCAGAUCAGUAUAUGUAUGGAACCGUUAUUAAUGGGCUCUGUAAAGUAGGUUGCACUAAAAGGGCCCUCGAAGUGCUCAGAAUUAUGGAGAAAGGUUCCUGCAAACCAAUGGUACACCACUACAAUCCAAUAAUCGAUAGCCUAUGCAAAGACAACAUGGUUGAUGAUGCACUACAACUUUUCACCAAUAUGACUGAGAAAGGCGUUUCAGCUGAUGUCAUCACUUACAGCUCUUUGAUUCAUGGUCUAUGCAACUUUGGUCGGGAGAGUGAGGCUACGAGAAUGUUGAUUGAUAUGGAGGAGAAAGGGAUUCCUCCAAAUGUUCACACCUUUAACAUUUUGGUAAGUUCAUUUUGCAAGCAAGGAUCCGUAAAAGACGCAGAGCUUGCUAUGCAAACAAUGAUACGAAGAGGUCUACAUCCCGAUGUAAUCACUUAUAAUGCACUAGUUGAUGGAUAUUGUUUACGUGGUGAAGUUGACGAAGCAAAACAAGUUCUAGAUCGCAUGGUGGAGAAAGAUAUUGCACCUAACAUAGUUACCUAUAGCAGCCUAAUAAAUGGAUACUGCAAGAAGAAGAAAAUCGAUGAGGCAAUGAUUCUUUUUCGGGAAAUCCAAGACAAGGGUUUGACUCCCAAUGUUGUUACGUACAGUACUCUAUUACAAGGUUUAUUUGAAUCCAAUUAUCCCGCGGCGGCUAAAAAACUCUUCAGUGAGAUGCAAGCCAAGGGUGUGGCUCCAGAUGUAUAUACUUAUGGAAUCUUGUUUCAUGGAAUGUGCAAAAACUCCCAGGUUUCUGAUGCACUAGUUCUUUUUCGUAUGCCCAAAAAUUCUGAAUUGAUGAAACAUGCAGGGUUGUAUACUAUUCUGAUCGAUGGGUGUGGCAAAUCUGGGAAGCCUGACAUGGCAAUGGACCUGUUUGAUGAACUUCUGUUAAAAGGAGUGAAGCCGGAUAUAAAGACAUACACGGUGAUGUUACGCGUGCUUUGCCAAGAAGGUUUCUUCGAUAAAACUAAAGAAAUGCUUUCUAAGAUGGAACAGAAUGGGUGUUUUCCGAAUGCUGUUGCAUACAAUGUUAUCAUUCAAGAGUUCCUGAAGAAAAACGAGUGUGGACAGGCAGAAAUAUAUCUGGAGGAAAUGUUCAACCGAGGUUUCUUGCCUGAUAGUACCACUUUCGAGAUGUUGCUUCACCUAAUUCCAAAUUUAGGACAAGAUUCUCCUAUUCGAACUCUCAUUCAAAAGCUUGUAAGUAUAAAAAGAAAAGAUGCUACUGUAACAUCUGGGCUCAUUUCCGAAACUUAAUAAGGUAUGUAUAGCUCGUUGGGGAUACCUAUUAGAAUAGUCCAUUUUGAUAGUUAAAACACCUCUUUUUCAACUUCAAAACAGAUAUCAGUUGAAGAACUCUAUGACAAACAAUGUAAAAGAGUUAGGUUCUACAACCAAAUGUUGAAAUGCCGCCAUUAAACUGGAAGUUGGGAAACAAACAGUCCAUUUAUAAUGUUAGCUUUAUCUUAUUUUUUAGAGGCUCCCCAGAUGUCAUGUUAGAUUUUUUUGUUUAGUACUUUACAGUCUGCUUGCAAAAGUCAAAGGACUACUUAUUUAUAAGCUAUUAUUACAAGGAUGGAAGAGAAUUGAAGUGAUUAAUGGACGCAGAGAUAUAUAGAAAUGAUCAAUGGAGGUUUUAUGCCUGAUUAUUCCUUCUGACAAGUUACCACCUCCUAAUGAUGAACAUAGGACAAUAUUCCCCUGUAUUAAACAUUAUGUAGAAGCUAAGAAAUGUCGAAAGAGUAGAUUGUAGAAUACCUGUUUAACAUCUUCUAUUAUUCAUUAACUUUUAAGGUAUAUUCA
Molecule: messenger RNA, 3417 nt
Organism: Erigeron canadensis
Lineage: Eukaryota; Viridiplantae; Streptophyta; Magnoliopsida; Asterales; Asteraceae
Product: pentatricopeptide repeat-containing protein At3g22470, mitochondrial-like
Exons: 2
Coding region: 4-2871 (955 amino acids)
Molecular function (GO): protein binding
Source: RefSeq, a predicted model, not a curated record